AAUACAUUUAAAUAUACUUAUUAUACAUAUUGUAUUACAAAAUUGAAAUUUUCAAUAAAUAAUUGAUUACUUCACUGUGAAGCAGCAGCUCAGCAAAUGUCUAGUGUCUAGCUUUUAAUUUAUUUCUGAAAAUAUCUAUGUUGGCAAAAAACUAUUUUUUCUGUGUACAUAAAAAUGCAUAAACUGCUUUGUGCACAUAUUUAUAUUGUGAUUAUAUUAAAGGAAGUUUCUUGGUAAAUAAACUAAAUUUCUCAUUUGUGAGUUCAGAAUAUUCAGACUGGAUGUCUACUUCCAAAUAACGUGAUUAUAUCUUAUAUCUCUAGAUAAUAACCCUUAGGGUAUGAUUUAGAGUUGAAACAUAGCGGUAAAAUGUAUUGUGAAAUAAGAGUUUCUGAAGGGUUGUUGAAGGGUAAAGUUUGCAAUACUCCCUGUGGUAAAGAGUAUUACAGCUUUGAAGGCAUUCCCUAUGCAAAACCACCUCUUGGACCACUUAGAUUUAAGGCUCCAGAAAAGAGUGAAAAAUGGUCUGGUGUUCUUGAUGCAACAAAACCAGGAAACAAAAGUGUACAAAUGAACCUAAUAGAUGGCUCAAUUGAAGGAUCGGAAGACUGCUUAUAUCUAAACAUAUAUACACCAAGUUUGCCAUCUGAAAAAAUACAAAAGCUCCCAGUUCUAUUCUUUAUACAUGGUGGCAGGUUUUUAAUGGGUUAUGGUGAUUAUUACCGACCAGACUAUUUGAUCCGACACGACGUUAUCUUAGUUACAAUUAAUUAUAGGCUAUCAAUUUUUGGGUUUCUUUGUCUUCACACUCCAGAAGUGCCUGGAAAUGCAGCACUUAAAGACACUGCUAUGGCAUUAAAAUGGGUACAAAAUAACAUAGAACAAUUUAACGGUGAUAUUAAUAAUAUUGUAGCAUUUGGAGAAAGUGCUGGAGCGGCUAUUGCAAUGUCCUUCCUAAACUCAAAAAUGAUUGAUGGUAUUUCAAAGAUAAUUGCGCAAUCUGGUACAUCUCUAUCAGAUUUGUUUAUGAUAGAUGAUGACCCAGUGGAAAGGGCUAGAGCAAUAGGCUCAAGUUUGAGUCACAAAGUAAGAAAUACAGGGGAACUGUAUGAUUUACUUAUAAAUGCUUCCACAGAGGACUUAAUCCGGGCGUAUAUGUCUCAGGAAUUAGGUAGAGAUAUUACUACUAUUCAUGCGUAUCUUCUACCGGUGGUUGAAAAGCAAUUCGACAAUACCGAACGGUAUUUUGACGAAUACCCUCUUCAAUCGAUAAGAAAUAAUCGAUCUAAAAAUAUACCGUGUAUCUUGAGUAUGGCGACACAGGAAGCUGCAUUAUUUUUGAACCGCGACGCUUCGGGAAAUAUUAUUUUCGUCAAUAAUUUACGAAAAUAUAUACCAAACUACGCGUUUGUCGAUCGUGAAUCGAAAGAAGCGUACAAUAUAGAGAGGGUAUUGAAAAAAAUGUAUUUCAAAGACAAAGAAAUUGGUCCUUCGACGCUUCCGGAAUAUCUGACAUUUGUAUCCGACGCUUACUUCGCUCGAGAUUUCGUUUAUACAGCUGAAAUUCUAUCGUCAAAAUGCAGUUUUUAUUUAUGUAGAUUCGAUUACCCGGGAAAUAUGAAUACGCGGAUCAUGAAAAAACUCGGUGUUGAAGGUACAACACAUGGUGAUCUAAUACAAUAUGUGUUUUAUAAGGAGAAGAAAGUGAAAUUGUGUAAAGAUCGCGAUAGAGCUAUUAUAGAUAUGUUGUGUGAAACGUGGUGCAAUUUCGCGAAGACUGGAAAACCAUCAUGGAAACAUCAAAACACCGAGUGGGUACCAUAUAAGAAGAGCCAAAACUUAUGUCUUAAUAUAGCUGAAAAUAAUAUUAAAUGUAUACCGUUACCAGAGUUCGGUAGGAAUAAGGUUUGGAUAGAUUUAGUAUGCCAAAGGUCUAAAUUAUAAUUCGUGUUAUAAAGUAUUAACCUUCCUUUAAUUAGCAUCAUUUUAUUUUUAUAAAUUAUCUAAAUAUUUUAUUGAAUUUGUACAGCUAGGGAGAAAAAUAUCUAUAUGAUUUGCUUGUGUGGUAGAAGUUUUUAAGGAAUAUUAGGGUCCACGUCUGCCACCAUUGUAGCGCUGCUCAAUUAAUACCUAAAUAUUGAAAAAAAAGGUGCACUAUCAUUUAUCUGAUUUUGAUGUAAAUGGUAUAACCACCCCAGAGAUAGACAGGAUCAAAUGAUUUAGUAUCGACUUUUUACACAUUUAAACUUCUGUAGCUUAAAAACGCAGCAACAUACGUACGUUGCUGCGUUUUUUUCUCUUCAUUCUACGUACCGAAUACGAAACACGAGCAAAUCUUAUACUUAAAUGCUCACCAGCAUCUCCUCUCCUCCAUUAAUUUAUAUUCAGAUUUUUCAUUCCGUAGAAUUCUGAUAUUUCAUAAGUGUUGCUACUUAAUAAGUUCUCCACAGAAAAAGGGAAAAAUUCACCAAUUUGAGGGUAAUUAAAAAUGAAAUGUGUGUAAUACUUAUUUUUGUUUUACCUACAAAAAGGUUAAUCUAAAUGAAUUACUAAAGUGAUUUAAUACAAAAAUAACAAAUAUAUCAAUAUCACGAACAAUAUAUCUAAUAAACUUAUUUUUUUUAUAUAUUUAGCUGGCAUCACUGCCUAGUAAACUAAUUUCCAAGUAAACCCUUUUAUAAAAAUAAAAUUUUAUCUGCUGCGUUUUUUUACUGGUUGUGAUAAAAGCGGACGUAAUUAUCAAAUAUCACUCACCGUUUUAUGUAAAAUUGAUAUAUUGACUAACAAAUAAAAUGUAUGUAUAGAUGUUCACUCGUAUUUUAAUUGAAAAAAAGGUUUGCCAUCUCUGACAAAAAAUUAUAGCUGUCAGAAUUAUACGGAAUUCAAAGUCAGAGUAUAGAUAGAAAAUACAUUUUCUUAUAUCGGCUAGAGGCCUCUCGACUUAUUUAAAGUGACUUAACUAUUUGCAACACGCAACAACUUAUGUAUUGUGAUUGUUUAGUUUUAACAUCUGAAAUGACAUGUUAAGUGUCAAUGUAUGUACAUGAGUAUCUGUGGCUUUAUGAACUUAAUCCUUUUUAACUUAGCCUAGCCUUAGCACUGCACUUUUAGAUAUUGAAUAGCGUUGCUCGAUUAUUAUUGCUUAAACCCCAUACCAAUAACAAUCAAGCGACUUGAGUAGAGAAGAUAUUGAACAAAAGACAAGCGAUUCUUUAGUCCAAUCAUAGUCAUGUAAUGGAAUCCGUUUGACUAAUCACAAACAAAUGUAACACGCCAUUAGCCGGGUGGAGCGCGUGUGUCCGGUAGGGCUAAUCUUCCGUUUUAUUUUUAACGACAGUACAGUAAAUGUGUUCUGUUAUUAUAUAUUCAUUUUAAAGGCUUCGCCACCCGCUUGUCAAAAUAGGGCAGAGGGCCAUGUUGAUAUAGAGGAUGGAAAACCUUCAACAUGGAUAUUCUUACAUGGAGAUCUUCAUAAGAACAAAUCUCGAUAAAUUAAUUAUAAAAAAAAAAAAAUUUCCAUUCUUUGGGUGCCGCCAGCCUGGCGAUGCCUUUGUUUCUUAUUAUAUACUUAUAGUGACAUACGACGAUGACGUUAGUAAUAUGACUUAACUAUUUAACUUUAUUGCUGGUAUGGUUAAAAGUUUUACAGGGUUUUUAAGUAAAUGUUUUGUUAUUGUUACCUAUUGAAGUGAUAUGGAAUUAUAUUAUUUUGUUAAGAUAUUUUUAGGUGAUUGGAA
This is a messenger RNA of Pieris rapae (cabbage white), 3737 nucleotides long. Its product is annotated as esterase FE4. Lineage: Eukaryota; Metazoa; Arthropoda; Insecta; Lepidoptera; Pieridae. The record is from RefSeq and is a predicted model, not a curated record. The coding region runs from base 370 to 1944 and encodes 524 amino acids. The transcript is spliced from 4 exons.